This is a messenger RNA of Fusarium tjaetaba, 579 nucleotides long. RefSeq lists its product as uncharacterized. The record is from RefSeq and is a predicted model, not a curated record. The transcript has 2 exons. The coding region runs from base 1 to 579 and encodes 192 amino acids. NCBI's taxonomy places the organism in Eukaryota, Fungi, Ascomycota, Sordariomycetes, Hypocreales, Nectriaceae.
AUGUGGUAUAAGAACAUGUCUACCGAGUUUGAUGAUGAGUACUCUCAUCAGACUCUCCUGUGGCUAUCUGUCUCUUGGGUCCUCCCCAACCAAGAAGUAUUUGACAGAGCGGCUCAGGGUAUCCUCAAGCACAUGGACGGCCAGCAGCUGAAUGCUGAUAAUCUUCCACUCCAUGGAGUUCUACCCAAGAUUGAAGAAAAACGACUGGAGCUCCUCAACCAGAUCGUGAGAAAACUUUAUUACCUUCACGACACUCUUCCCGACUCAGACUAUUCCUGUGACUGGCACAAGUUCGGUUCUCCGACGUGCGACUCUAUCGCGCUGAGCAUUUUGGUGCGAGAACUGGACCGUCUCGGAUCAAGUGAUCGCCGUCUUGUGGCCCCUUUCAACGGUUACAGCAUCAUGAGCAUGAUCCAACUCGUUAACGACAUACCUGAGUCGAUUGCUGCUACGACCGAGGAGUAUGACCACUAUCACGAUGUGUCGGUUUGCAGUGUCAGGGGUAGAAUGAGACAUGUCCUUGGAGAUGUCAAGACUAAGAUGAAUUCCUGGACUCUUGAUCUGGAUUACAAUGUUUGA